Molecule: messenger RNA, 727 nt
Organism: Solanum dulcamara
Lineage: Eukaryota; Viridiplantae; Streptophyta; Magnoliopsida; Solanales; Solanaceae
Exons: 1
Coding region: 276-653 (125 amino acids)
Source: RefSeq, a predicted model, not a curated record
UUGGUCAUUAAGGUUCAUUUUCAGUGCAAAGCACCCCACAUUAGACCCCACUAGCUUCCUCAACAUGUUUUCUAGAUCUUGAACCUACUCUCAACCUCUAAGCCACACACAGUUGGACCAUUCUAUAAUUCCCCUAUAUAUACACACACAAAACCCCAAUCAUCUCCUAAACUUGUAACCACAAAUAUUCUCCUAGUAAUUUCAUCAAACACCUUCACUACAAUUCAAAAAUCAUUUAACUUUUGCUAAUAAUUUCAAGAUUUUCACUUGUGAUAAUGGGCAGAUUUAUGUUCUCUUGUUCUAUUUUCAUUACAGUCUUGAUUUUAGAAGCAACGGCGGAGAAAAAAUCUGAGAUUUCUCCGUCAUUUCCAAGAAAGCUUACUAUUAAAAGAGUAGCAGAGAGCAGAAUUGCAAAUCCUUCAUUUUUCAAAGGUAGAAUUGCAGAGUUGUUUGUAGAAGGAGAAAAUGAAAUUGGUGAAGGACCCUCGGGGGCUGAAGCUCCGGAGAGUAAUAAUAUUCUGAAACUGAGGCAUCAUCAUUCUACUGAUAAGUCUGUUGCUGGAGGAGGAGUCAUUAUUGGUGGACUUGUUACUGCUAUUUUUGCUGCUGUUUAUUGUUAUAUUCGAGUCACUAGAAAGAAAGAAAAUAUGUAAAUUAUCAUAGGUUAAGAAUUAGGAAAAUUAUUACACUCCUAAUUAAAAUGCAAAUUGAGGAGAUUUUAAGCUAA